AUGGGAGAUCGGUAUAUAUCUCAAUUUUCCACAACCUUCGCCGCUGAGCUUACCUCGGAUCAAGGCCAUGCCUUGACGAUGGCUUCACGCCAAGAUUACCUACUGGGCAAGAUAUUGGAGAUGGAGAAAUCUAUGGUCAAGAUACCGGAGAUGGAGAAAACUAUGGGCCAACUGUUCGAUUUGAUGAAAUCAAUAACGCAGGAGCUUCGCUUACAAGGCCCUAGUCUAGAAAUAACGAUGACGCCACUUCCACCUUCCACGGUGAUGGAGUACCGCAAUCCUAACCAUGAGGCUCAUGAUCUUUACCAAAGCUUGCCCGAUAAUUGGGAGCAUGCAUCAAUGACGGUAACUCAAGGGGAAGCUAGAUCUGUAUGUUUACUCGUGUCAUCUUAUGGGGACGGGAUUUACACUAAUGCAGUCUAUGAAGUGAAAUUCAAACACGGAGGAGAAGUCCCGGUAAUUAGACAUGUUGCCAAGUUCCGAGAGGGUUAUUGCCCUCAGGCUGCAAGGGUUUUCAACCACUCCAAUUUAUACUACUUUGGUGACGACGGUGGAUUUAUUAUUGACACGGAGACUUGGUCAAAAUGUUCAUCUAUUCCUCCUACCCCAGCCUCUAAUUCACUUGUGUAUGCGUAUGACAAGGUUUAUUAUCUUGCACGUCGAACAUGCCUCCAACCAGUUACGGAGCCGUCCUUCGGCCGAUAUGAUCCUAAUCAGAAGGUUUGGGAGAAAAUGACUCCUUUUCCAUUUUAUGAUGAUUAUGACCACCAUAUGCGAAUAACUGGUUAUGCCGUUUGUCAUGACGUUAUUUUGUUUUCAUUGUGUGGCUUGAUAAACGGGGAUUUUUGCAUCGUUGCUUUUAACGUGGGUAGAAUGGAUUGGAAUCGGGUGAAAUUUGACACUUCUGAUUGCCUUGCUCCUCCGUUCCAAGGGAGGGCUGUGGUUGUAGGCAAGACUAUCUAUGCCUUAUACGGGGAGGCAGAGAUUAUAGCAUUCUCCUUUAAGAUGGAGAAAGGCGGUGAUGAUGAUAUUGCAUAUUCCCUAAGCCAACUUUUUAUAUUGCAAUGCCUUGAGUUCGCUCGUCCGCUAAUGCCAUGGCUUGACGAUUUGACACAGUGUUUGGUUCAUUUGGGGAACCAUGACUUUUUCUAUGUCCAGACUGGCUGGUGCGAUUCACAUCUCAAGGUUCAAUAUCUUAGUAUCACCACGUUUCAAAUUGUUGUUGGAGAAGGAGGAGGACAUAUGAUCAAGACCAUACAUUCAACUGUUCAUUCUGUGGAUAUCAAGGGCUCUGAAUGGUUCGAUCUUGUUUUAUGCUUCACACCUGAGUGCGAGGAUUAUGAACACAUAGAAGAGGAGAGUAUGGCUAGUAUGAGUCAGCCAAGACAAGAAAUAACCGCCAUGAAGCUGGAAACAGAAGCCAUGCUGCAUGAAGAAGCGAAUGAUGAUGUGAUAAUCGGAUAUUAG
Prunus armeniaca (apricot) is the source of this 1467-nucleotide messenger RNA. Lineage: Eukaryota; Viridiplantae; Streptophyta; Magnoliopsida; Rosales; Rosaceae. The record is from the annotation of a GenBank genome assembly.